AUGGCAAGCAGAUUAACUACACAACAAAAUAAGAGUAAUAAUAGUCGAUCAUUGGCUCCCUCUUUCAAUAAUUAUACACAAGGAGUGUUGAAUUCAAUAAAAUCAGUUAGUGAUCCAAACACUAAACCAGUCAAGAGUAAUCGUUAUAAGGACUAUAGUAAAUUAUCAGAGAGGUCUGGUAAUAAAAGUAAAGUUUUAAAUUUAAUAACAACUUCAGUUCUUGAAGAAUUAAAGAAAGAUGGUAGUAUAGCUGCAACAGAAGAAUUCAGAAAGCGAUAUAAGGAGAUAUAUGAAGAGAUACCUGGAGCAACCACACAUGCUGUUGCGUUGUCAUAUGUUAUUUCAUCACUUCAGAGUGGCCAAUAUACAGAUAGAGAUGGAUAUGAAAAAACAAGAUUGUUAUCAAGUUUAGUUCCUUUUUACACUUCUAAGGAAAUCAGAGAGUUUGGAAUCACAAUAGAUAAUAAUGCGUGGAAUCGUGCAAUUCAACACGUACACAAGUAUGGUGCAGGUAGACUGAUUAAUGCAGAAGAGAUCAGCAAUUGGAGAUCUAAAUUUACACACAAUGGACAAAUGACAAGAAGACAAAGAACCACGAUGCUAAGGACAGCCGUCGAAGGUUACUUCAAUAUGAAAGAUAUAACUGAAGAAUCAAGUAAAAACAUGAGGUUGUACAGCAAAGAACUCGACGCAGAUGGUAAACGAGCUUUCGAGUUGGUGCCAAUCAAGAACCUUGCUUUAGGAAACAUAAAUACCUGCUUUACAGAUUACCUCAAGAAGAGUGAAGUUGAUCAAGUCAAGUAUCCACUCAUGGGUAGAAGUGCAUUUUACAGUUUCGUACCAGAGUAUGUCAGAGAAAUGAAGAAUCGAACCGACAUGUGUCCAAUGUGUGUUCAGUAUCAGGCUCUCGAGUCAAAACGAAUUAAGUUUGGGCAACUUUCAGAUCAAGAUCAUAAACUGUUUGAAAUCUUGACUAUUCACAAGAUGUUUGUUCAGCAAAGAAAGAAUGAUUAUUUGACAUGUAAAAAUGAGUUAAAGGUAGGAGAGUGUAUUAUUCUCUGUGAUUUUAAAGAGAAUAUAUCAUUAGGUAAAUCCAAAGUGCAAGUAAGCCAUGAAUUUUACCAACAACCUGCUCGUACCUUCUUUGGAAUGGUCCUCUUCUAUAAGCAAGGUGACAAGCUGAAGAUUCACUACUAUGACUGUCUUUCACAAGUACUUAAUCACUGUUCGACAUUUGCAAUUUCAUGUCUCGACAAAUUAAUCAAUGAUCCAUUAUUCACCAGUCUAAAUAUCAACAAAAUUACAUUUUGGUGUGAUAAUGCUAGACACUUCAAGUCAAAUGAAAUACUUUCAUAUAUGCAUACAUUGUCAAAGUUGCAAGUAGCUGAUCCAAACACUCCAAACAAAACCAAAAGAAAGUAUCUCGUCGAAUUGAAUACUUUUGCACCCUAUCACGGAAAGAGUGAAUGCGAUCAACAUUUUUCAAUGGUUUCUAGAGCGAUAGCAGACAAGUCGAGUUUCAAAGAUUCAAUCUAUACAGAUCAAGAUGUUAUCAAUGCAAUCAAGAGUACCACUGACAACAACAACUAUCAAAGAACAUACAAAUUGACUUCUGAAUCAGAGAAGGAGGCUGUUACCAUCAAAGUAACAGUCGAAAUUCAUAACCCAAAGGAAUUGAAACAGAAAGAAAUAAAGAUCUUUCCUGGUUUUACAGAGUAUCAUCGUUUCCAGUUUUUA
This is a messenger RNA of Heterostelium album PN500, 1737 nucleotides long. RefSeq lists its product as uncharacterized. The transcript is spliced from 4 exons. The annotation marks the transcript as partial. The record is from RefSeq and is a predicted model, not a curated record. NCBI's taxonomy places the organism in Eukaryota, Evosea, Eumycetozoa, Acytosteliales, Acytosteliaceae.